AAUACUUGCUCUCUUCGCUGCCGCUCUCGGAGGCGACUUCGCAAUUGCGACCCGGUUCGCACAAAUCGGAUCACAACACUCCACUUCCAUUCUUGCCGUAUCUCGCGUCUGGUAACCAACCUUCGAUUCUCUUAUAAACCCUAAGUUCAGCUCCGAUCGCUUCGCCAUGGGAGACUACAGCGAUGCCUUCAUGCGCAACCAACAAAACGCCGCCGUUCAGGCCCGCCCCAAAGUCCAGAAUCGCGCUAAUGUCCAACAGCUCAAACUGAUUGGGCAGAGUCAUCCCACUGGUCUAACAGCCAACUUGUUGAAACUCUUUGAGCCUCGACCACCUUUGGAGUUUAAACCACCUCCAGAGAAAAGGAAAUGCCCACCAUUAUCAGGGAUGGCACAAUUUGUGAGUAGGUUUGCAGAGCCUGGAGAACCUGAAUAUUCUCCACCAAUCCAAGAGGCUGAAACUCCUGCACAAAGAAGGGCUAGAGUUCACAAGUUGAGGCUAGAAAUGGGUGCAGAAAAGGCUGUUGAGGAGUUACAGAAAUAUAAUCCACAAGAAGACUCAAAUAUUUCUGGAGAUCCCUACAAGACAUUGUUCGUGGCUAGACUCAGUUAUGAGACAACAGAGAGCAGAAUCAAAAGGGAGUUUGAGUCUUAUGGGCCAAUCAAGCGGGUUCGAGUGAUUGCUGACAAAGAGACAAAUAAGCCUAGAGGCUAUGCUUUCAUUGAGUAUGUGCAUACACGGGAUAUGAAAGCUGCAUAUAAGCAAGCUGAUGGGAGGAAGAUUGAUGGCAGAAGGGUGCUGGUGGAUGUUGAGCGUGGUAGAACUGUCCCAAAUUGGCGUCCUCGGCGACUUGGUGGUGGGCUAGGAACUACCAGAGUUGGAGGGGAAGACGUUAACCAGAGAUAUUCGGGGAGGGAGCAAUUGCAGUCAGGAGGACCAUCUCACUCUGAGGAGCCAAGAGCACGAGAAGAUCGGCAUGCAGACAGGGAAAGGGAGAAAUCCCGUGAAAGGGGCAGAGAGAGGGAACGGGAGAAAUCUCGUGAACAAUCCCAUGACAGGCAUAGGGAUCGUGAUCAGAGAGAGGAUAGGCACCACAAAGAUCGCAACAGGGACAAGGAAAGAGAAAGAGACCGGGGUCGUGAUCGCGAUCGCGAUCGAACACGUGAUCGCGAUAGAGACCGAGGUCGGGAUCGUGGUCGUGACUAUGAACGUGAUCGUCACAGAGAUCGUGAUCGUGCUCGAGAAAGGGAGAGUGAGAGAGACUUAGAAGUUGAAGACUAUGACCGUGGCCGCUCCCGUGAUAGGGAUAUUUAUGAUCGAGUUGAAUCAAAACAUGAGAGGGACCGACAUAGUGAAAGGGUGCGGGACUAUGAUCAUACUGAACCUGAGGAUGAUCAUGGAUGGUAUGAACAGCCUGAGCAAGGGCGUAAUAAACAGUAUGGUCACAUGGAUAUCCAGGAUGAUGAUGAUGAUGAUCGUUAUGAUCAAUAUCCUGAUCGUGGUCAUGAUCAGUAUGAUCGGAUGGGGGAGGGUGAUUACCAUUAUGAGCGUGCAACAUCUGAGUCCCGUGAAAGGGGGAGAACUCGAGAUUUGGAGCGUGAAAAUCGACACUCAGAAAGGUCACUUUCUCAGGAGCACGAAUACUGAGACUGCCAGCACCUCUCAGCUUGUGAUUUUGCUGGUAAGGAUUGAAGAUCGUUAUAUACUAUCUUUUUAUCUGAGUGUUGGAUGGAACUGGCCCGAGUUUAUUCCUCAUUAGCUUUCUGGUCAAGGAAUCAUUUAUUAAAAUCUCAUAUAUGGAUUUCGGAUACUCUUUUUCUUUGACUAAACUCUGUUUAUAAGUUUUAUGACAGCUGCUUGAGGUUCAGUUCUU
This is a messenger RNA of Juglans regia (Persian walnut), 1871 nucleotides long. RefSeq names its product U1 small nuclear ribonucleoprotein 70 kDa-like. Gene Ontology annotation, molecular function: mRNA binding; U1 snRNA binding. The transcript is spliced from 10 exons. Gene Ontology annotation, cellular component: U1 snRNP; precatalytic spliceosome; U2-type prespliceosome. Bases 167 to 1645 code for a protein of 492 amino acids. NCBI's taxonomy places the organism in Eukaryota, Viridiplantae, Streptophyta, Magnoliopsida, Fagales, Juglandaceae. Gene Ontology annotation, biological process: mRNA splicing, via spliceosome. The record is from RefSeq and is a predicted model, not a curated record.